AUGUUUCUUAAACUUAAAGCAAUUGUAAAUUUAUUGAUUAGACAGAAUUUAUUCUCUAUAAAAAAAAUUAAUUUAUGUUGUUUAUUAUUAAUACUAUUCAAAAAUUACACAAAUGCUAGAAAUACUAUAAUAAGAAACAUUCAUAACAAAGAAAAAGAUUAAAGGCUAGAGAAAUUAUACAUUUAAUUUUCUGAAAUCUAUAAGUUAUAGUAUAACCUGAAUAAUCCAAUAUCAAUUAAAAAUAAUAAGCUGAAUUAAAUGAGACCUGAAGUUUUCUAUUUUAGUUUUAAUAUCAUUAGACUUUAUAUCAAUUUUAUUAUACAGAUUGCUGAGUAAAUGAGCAAAUGAAUUAGCAAAAUGGAUUUUGACUUCUAGGUAAAAAUAAAUAGCUGAAAAAAAAUAUGAAUUAUAAUUGAUAAUCAAGUGUAUAAGAAUUAACAAUAUAUCCGAUUUUAUAAUCAACUCUUCAAACAGCAUAAGAUUAAUUAUCCAAAAUGAGCAAAGCUCGUAUUUUCGAGGAUAAGCUUAUUUUAAACCGCCUGAAUUAGUUGAGAGGAUUAUCAAUUUAACCUGUAUGUUUAUAGAACCAAAAUUUAAGUUUUAUAACAUAAUUGGAGUGAACGCUAAAAAAUCUUAUGUCGAGAAGAUUUUUAAAAUAAAUUCUAAGUUUAGAUGCAAGUUGUAUAAAUGA
This is a messenger RNA of Paramecium primaurelia, 691 nucleotides long. NCBI's taxonomy places the organism in Eukaryota, Ciliophora, Oligohymenophorea, Peniculida, Parameciidae. The record is from the annotation of a GenBank genome assembly.